This is a messenger RNA of Arabidopsis thaliana (thale cress), 1629 nucleotides long. It is a transcript of the gene LBO1, whose product is annotated as 2-oxoglutarate (2OG) and Fe(II)-dependent oxygenase superfamily protein. The coding region runs from base 196 to 1290 and encodes 364 amino acids. Gene Ontology annotation, cellular component: cytoplasm. The record is from RefSeq and is marked reviewed. The transcript is spliced from 4 exons. Lineage: Eukaryota; Viridiplantae; Streptophyta; Magnoliopsida; Brassicales; Brassicaceae.
CCAAACUCCACAAAACCUGCAACACACUCAAUUAUACGCACAACAUGCAAACAAUAAUAAACAUCACUGACCAUCCAAGUAUUUCUUCUAUAUAUGUAGACUCUCACUCUUUUACGACUCAAAGAGCAAAGAGCUAAAGUCCAAAACCAAACACAAAAACAAAAAUCUAAAUUUCUUUCUUGGUCUGCUUUCAAUAUGGCUCCUCUACCUAUUUCUUCGAUUAGAGUUGGGAAAAUAGAUGAUGUUCAAGAACUCAUAAAAUCCAAACCAAACAAAGUUCCAGAGAGAUUCAUUAGAGAAGAGUAUGAGAGAGGAGUCGUUGUGUCGUCUCUUAAGACUCAUCAUCUUCAUCAUCAGAUUCCUGUUAUUGAUCUCUCUAAGCUCUCUAAACCCGACAAUGAUGAUUUUUUCUUUGAGAUUCUUAAGCUCUCACAAGCUUGUGAAGACUGGGGAUUUUUCCAGGUUAUAAAUCAUGGGAUAGAAGUGGAGGUUGUGGAAGAUAUAGAGGAAGUGGCUUCAGAGUUCUUUGAUAUGCCAUUGGAGGAGAAGAAGAAGUAUCCAAUGGAGCCAGGUACCGUACAAGGUUAUGGUCAAGCUUUCAUAUUCUCCGAAGAUCAGAAACUUGAUUGGUGCAACAUGUUUGCCCUUGGUGUUCAUCCUCCACAAAUUCGCAACCCCAAACUAUGGCCCUCUAAACCGGCCCGGUUCAGUGAAAGUCUUGAAGGUUACUCAAAAGAGAUAAGGGAACUAUGCAAAAGGUUGUUGAAGUAUAUAGCAAUAAGCUUGGGUCUAAAAGAAGAGAGAUUUGAGGAAAUGUUUGGGGAGGCAGUGCAAGCAGUGAGGAUGAAUUAUUACCCUCCAUGUUCAAGUCCUGAUCUUGUCUUAGGACUUAGUCCACAUUCUGAUGGAAGUGCUCUCACUGUUCUUCAACAGAGCAAGAACAGUUGUGUUGGCCUUCAGAUCCUCAAAGACAACACUUGGGUCCCUGUUAAACCUCUUCCCAAUGCCCUUGUCAUCAACAUUGGUGAUACCAUUGAGGUGCUAAGUAAUGGGAAAUACAAGAGUGUAGAGCAUAGGGCAGUAACAAACAGGGAAAAGGAGAGGCUUACAAUAGUGACAUUCUAUGCACCAAACUAUGAGGUUGAAAUAGAACCAAUGAGUGAGUUGGUUGAUGAUGAGACCAACCCAUGCAAGUAUAGAAGCUACAAUCAUGGUGACUAUAGUUAUCACUAUGUCUCCAACAAGCUCCAAGGCAAGAAGUCCCUUGAUUUUGCCAAGAUUCUCAAUUAAACUAUUAUUAAUUUCACCCCAUCAAAUCUCCAUUAACUAGUUACCACUUAAUUUGCUUUCUUUAAUAAGAAAAAUUAUUUGUUGAACUUUUGUGUGUAUAAUGUAUAGGAAUGUUCCCCACCUAGGGUUUUUAAUGUCAUGAUUAAAUUCCCCAAUGUGAAUACAACUUGUAAUAUUUUAUAUGUAUGUGUGUGUGUGGGUGGAAUUAGGUGUGUGUUUUAUGUAUAUACCGAAAAGGAACAACAACAAAAAAAAAGAUGAAAAAACUAACAUUUCAUCCAAUUUUUUAUGUUGAUUAUAUUCUUGCAUUUAGUUUCAUUAAUUUGUAUCAUUAUAAAA